AUGGAUUUGAACGAGUCAACGUCAACAAUAAUAACCAUUUCGGAUGAUUCAAUGGACAUUUCACAAUUAGCUUCACCAUCUUCACCAACCCCAUCAACAUCAUUAGCUCCAUUUUCACCAUCAGCUUCAACAGCAUCAUCAGCUUCAACAUCAUUAUCUGCUUCACCAUUGCCAUCAACUUCUCAAGGAAACAAUCUAAUCCCAUUGAUUCUAAUUGAGAAAAAAGGACAUGAAGAUUGUUCAGGAGAAGCAGAAAUAUCUAAUAUCAGACUAACAAAAGGAUUAUUACAAGAAGUGGAAACUGAUGGUUAUGAAACUGACAACGACGCUCCAUUUUCAAAUAAAUUCAUAACAAAUGAAGAAAUAUGGGAUGUAAUAGAUAAUAACGCUGGAAUUCCUGAUAAGUUUCCAAAAUGGGAUCAUAAGAAUAUUUUUAAAAGGCUCUCAAAAUCAGAUAUGAGAAAUCCGGAUACAAGAAAAAUUGCAAAUAUCAAAUAUAAACAUAUGCUGCAAUUUAAAACAUCAGAAGACUAUAAUUACUUUCAUCGCCCGAUGAAAGAAAAGCACAUUAUUAAAGAAGCAUAUGAUAUAUGGGUUCACCCAUAUAAAGAAGGAGAUGAACACAUCAAAUAUAAUAAAAAAGAAAAAGUAUGGGUUUUGGAGAAAUUAUUGGGUGAAAAUACAACAAAAUGGAAACAUCGUACCAGGACAUUCACCAAAAUAUUGCACAAGGAUGAUGCGAAAAUACAUGAAGAAAGAGUGUCUUAUGACCUCUACAAACGAACAAGAGCAGCGGCAUUGGAAGGAAACGAAGAUUAG
This is a messenger RNA of Clunio marinus, 819 nucleotides long. The record is from the annotation of a GenBank genome assembly. NCBI's taxonomy places the organism in Eukaryota, Metazoa, Arthropoda, Insecta, Diptera, Chironomidae.